UUUUAUAUCACAAUUAACCCCACAGAUGUGUACAAUCCUAUUGUUAAAUUUUUGGCAGGAUCUGAGAUAGAUAUUGAUGAUAUGCUCCUGAACAAAGUACCUGACUUUUGGGGGCAAUCUAUUCUGGUUGCUCGCAACCCAACAGUCACAGUGAAGUUUUUUAACUUGUAUAUUAAGUCAUUUCUUAGCGCCAUUUUAGGAUUUGAUAAGUCAAAAGGCACAGCUGUUGAGGGUAUCCUUGGUCAUGUGAAGGCGUAUUAUGGGUGUGUCAAG
Messenger RNA from Suillus subaureus, 273 nucleotides. RefSeq lists its product as uncharacterized. The record is from RefSeq and is a predicted model, not a curated record. The transcript has a single exon. NCBI's taxonomy places the organism in Eukaryota, Fungi, Basidiomycota, Agaricomycetes, Boletales, Suillaceae. The annotation marks the transcript as partial.